AUGUCCUUAGAGCAUGAUUACAUAGGCUUAUCAUCAGAGGUUUCUUCUAUGGAAAACAUCUCUGAUACUAGCAUAAUAAACAUCUCUACUACUACUUCUAAAGGUCUUAACUUGAAAGCCACUGAGUUAAGACUCGGGUUACCCGGGUCCGAGUCACCAGAGAGAGAUAAUGAGAACCAACAACUUAGUUUUUCCUUAAACAACAACAACAAUAGAGACAAGAGCUUCGUUUCUGGGGCUAAGAGGGGUUUCUCUGUUGCCAUUCAUGGUGGCUCUUCUAACUGGGUUUUCUCUGGAAAUGCUGGAUCUGUCCCGAAUUUAUCUUCUAGAGGUACUAAUGCUGGCAAAGACGGGUUGCCUCAGUCACCCAAGCCUGUUGUGCAGGAGAAGAAGAGUCAGGCUGAUGGUGCUAAUACUAAUGGUCAUGGGGCAGCUCCUGCUUAUAAGGCACAGGUUGUGGGAUGGCCACCAAUUCGCUCAUUUCGAAAGAAUACAAUGGCUUCUCACCUUCCAAAGAAUGAUGAUAAUUCAGAAGCCAAGUCAGGAUCGGGGUGUUUGUAUGUCAAGGUCAGUAUGGAUGGCGCCCCUUAUCUGAGGAAAGUUGAUCUGAAAACAUAUGGCAGUUACAUGGAACUUUCUUCAGCACUAGAAAAGAUGUUUAGCUGCUUUACAAUAGGUCACUGUGGCUCUCAUGCAGUUCCUGGCCGAGAUGGGUUGAGUGAGAGUCGAUUAAUGGAUCUCCUGCAUGGUUCAGAAUAUGUUCUCACCUACGAAGACAAAGACGGUGAUUGGAUGCUUGUUGGUGAUGUUCCUUGGAAGAUGUUCACCGACUCUUGUAGGAGGCUGAGGAUUAUGAAGGGAUCAGAAGCAAUUGGCUUAGCCCCAAGAGCCAUGGAGAAGUGCAAAAGUCGCAACUAG
Messenger RNA from Dovyalis caffra, 918 nucleotides. Lineage: Eukaryota; Viridiplantae; Streptophyta; Magnoliopsida; Malpighiales; Salicaceae. The record is from the annotation of a GenBank genome assembly.